AUGAACACGAUCCUACAGCUGGCCGCAACACUCGUCAUCGUCAUCAUCGCUCGACUCCUCAUCCUCUUCUACCUGCCACAUUCUCCUUCUCCAAAAUCAAGAACGCAAGCUGCCAAAACAUGUAUUGUAAUGGGAUCAGGUGGCCAUACUGGUGAAAUGACACGCCUCCUAACACAUUUACCAUCACAUCAAUUCUAUCCUCGGUGCUAUCUUAUUGCGUCAACAGACACCAUUAGUGGGAGCAAGGCUAAGGAGUUGGAGCGGGAGGUGCUGAGUGGUGGUGAAGGACGUGAUUUUCGAAUCGUGUAUAUCCCACGGAGUCGAGAAGUGGGCCAGUCGUGGAUUUCAACUGUUGGGAGUACGGUGGGAGCGCUUGUGGCUUGUGGAUUAAGGUUUUGGGACGUAUGGCCUGAUGUGAUCGUAUGUAACGGUCCUGGAACAUGCAUUCCAAUCAUCUUGGUUGCUCACUUCUUCAAAAUACUCGGACUUAAGCAGACGGCAGUUAUAUUUAUCGAGUCGUUUGCACGAGUCGAGUCUCUGUCGCUUACGGGUCGAAUACUCUAUGUGACGCGGAUGGCAAACAAGUUUGUGGUUCAGUGGCCAGAGCUGCAGGAGCGGUAUCCCAGGAGUUUGUAUUCUGGGCGUCUUGUGUAG
Molecule: messenger RNA, 654 nt
Organism: Synchytrium microbalum
Lineage: Eukaryota; Fungi; Chytridiomycota; Chytridiomycetes; Synchytriales; Synchytriaceae
Exons: 5
Coding region: 1-654 (217 amino acids)
Biological process (GO): dolichol-linked oligosaccharide biosynthetic process
Cellular component (GO): UDP-N-acetylglucosamine transferase complex
Source: RefSeq, a predicted model, not a curated record